Molecule: messenger RNA, 3502 nt
Organism: Jatropha curcas
Lineage: Eukaryota; Viridiplantae; Streptophyta; Magnoliopsida; Malpighiales; Euphorbiaceae
Source: RefSeq, a predicted model, not a curated record
CCUAUUGCCUAUUCAUUUCCCUUUCUCUCUCUGCUUUUUAUUUUCCUAACCGUCUGAUCGAAAAUGAAACGCUACUCACUCUCUUUCUCUGCUCUCUAGUUGUUUGUUGCUGGCUUCUCUUCUUUUCCGGUUUCGAAGAAAACGAAAAACCGCGGAUUCGAUUACCCAGAAGAAGAUGGAUUGGAUUGUAAUGUGAAAUGUGAAUGUUCUUGAUUUUUGUAGCGGCAAUUGUAAUUCUUUGCUUUGCUUAUAGUCUACGUUUACCGGCUCAGCCACCACUCUUCACCGACCGUUUUGUGUGUCGGAUCUUUAUCGGGAUCAGCGAAUUUUCUGCCUCAUUCUCAUCUUUCCGAACCUGCAUUUCCUCUUUUCGGCUCUGCAGGUUAAAUAUGUCCAUGAAACACGCAAAUAGUUAAAAUUCUGUUUAUUGUAUGAGCAAGUGAUGCAUAUUUAGAGCCUUCUGGCAAAAUGGGAUUUGGUUUAGGCAGCAAAAGCAGUUCAAAACAGCAGCAAAAUCCCAAGAUAGUAAAGGAGACAGGUUUUCCAACCCAAGCAAAGCAGAGUCUGAAGAAUGAAGACAAGUUAAAAGCCAAAAGUUGCGUGAGUAAGCCAUAUGGUGACCUGUCCCAUGAACUAAGAGAACACGCAAACGAUGUAACCUUGGUCCAACAGAAAACUUCAGGGAAUUGCCAGCAGCUGUCUGUCAUGGUGAGGAAAAAAGAUGAUGAGCUUGUCAGGUAUAUGUCUAACUUGCCUGGUUAUCUCCAGCGCAUGGAGAAAACAGAAAAUAUACAGGAUAAAGCUUUAAAUGUUGGGGUUUUGGAUUGGACACGCUUGGAGAAUUGGAAAUGCAACCAAAAGGGCUCUCCAAAGAAAAUUGGAGAUUAUACAUCCUUGCGUAGCUGUAAUUUUUCAACUAAAAUGACAACUAAGUCAUCGAGUCAUUAUAAUCCAGCUCAUGGUGAGACUCUUGCUUAUCAACGAAAGCAAUAUUGCCCUCCUCCUUGUAGGAAAGAUUCUUCUCACAAUGAAGGCAGUUCCAGAGAUGCCAAAUCAGCUACUCGCGAUGAUAUGCUCAUCCAAGAUGUGAAAAAUGCUUCCAAGAGCCAUUUUGAUCGACAGAAGAGGGCAUCAUGGAAAUACAAGUCUUUUGACAGAGAUUGUCCAUAUACAAUUUCUGAAAAGGAGAAAAGAAGAGCUUUGGAUCAUAAGAUCACUUCAAAAGUUGAAAAUGGGUCAUUCAACUGUGGACGAAACAGCAUGUCAGUUGAGCCCAAGAAAAGUUUGAGUGCUUAUGAUAGAGAAGCCAAGCAGAGAUUUGAGGAGAUUGAAGGAUCAGAUAUAAAGAGAAAUGCUUUGAAGCAGAAGAGCACUUCAAGAACUAGAACUUCAUCAUCAAAGCUGAGAAAUUAUGAUACUUCACGUAAUACAGAUGAAAAGAAUAAUGUUGAGAAUAAUCAAACUCAGAAGAGGAUGGAGUUGCAAGAAUCAUCUACUGGUCUUCCUUCUCAAAAUCAAGCUGGCAACAAUAGAAACAUUGUUCUCCUUCUACCCAGAAAAUAUUCCCAGAACAGCUUCCAAAACCAACCAAGGACUUCAUGGGAUGAGAAUGUGGCAGAAAGAAAUCAGAAUACAUUAUCAGGUAGCAUUCCUGACAAGAAGGUUGAUGUUUCAGAAGAACUCCAUGAAAUUCCUCAUUCAUGUCCACUGCCAUCUAGAGCUGAGAUAAAUACAGAGCAAUUGGAGAUGGAACCUGAUACAAUCAAUACUCAGGACGCAGAGCUGUCAUCUGAUGCAACCAACACCAUUAAGUCUCCAAAUGGUAAUCUAGUUGAAACUUCAAAGAUGUUGGACCAGGAUACAGCAGAAUUGGCGAAUAGUAAAGGCAGGCAUCCAUCUCCAAAUUGCCGAUUCAGCUUCAGCUUGAGUCGGAUGACCAGAAGUUUUAGCUUCAAGGAAAGUUCAGGUCUCCCACAGUUGAGUUCCACGUAUGUUUCAGUGAAGUCUGGUCCUGUGACAUCUAAAUCUUCUGCUAGUUGGGAUAAUUCGAACAUCGAGAAAGUAUGUGGUCACAACAGAGCUAGAUCCAGCCCUUUGAGAAGGAUACUGGACCCACUACUGAAGUCCAAGAGUUCAACUCCGUCUUAUUCUGCCGAAACUGAUAAGCCAGUGAGAAGACUCCUGCAUUCCCACAGUUCUAAGCCAAUUACUACCACUGGAUCACUUCAAAAUGAAAAAUGUGAGGCAUCUAGUAUUAAAGCUCAAUUGAUGCUUACAACAACGAAUGGACUUCCUUUGUUCAGGUUUAUGAUCAACAACAACAAUAUUAUUGUUGCAGCUCCUGUUAAAAAUAUAACAUUACCUGGAAAGAAUGAUACAGGUUGCAACUAUGCAUUUUAUACUAUUGAUGAAAUCAAGAAAAAAAAUGGCAGCUGGAUAAAUCAAGGUGGUAAAGAGAAAGGUUGUGGCUUUGUGUAUAAUGUGGUUGGUCAGAUGAAGCUUAAUAGCAUUUCUUCCCUGGAUUUGGCUGAACAAAAGUCCAAUAGCCAGUAUAUGGCAAAAGAGUCUGUUUUGUUUGGUGUUGAUCUAAGACAGACUGGUCAGGCUUCACAACGGCUAAUGCCAAUGGCAGAGCUUGCUGCCAUUGUUGUCAAAAUGCCUAGUGGAAACCUUGCCUUUGACCGAGAGCAGACUGAUAAAGAAGAAAACCAACACUCAAAUAGCUGCACAGUCAUACUUCCUGGUGGUAUUCAUAGUUUUCCAAACAUUGGGGUUCCUACAUCGCUGGUUCACCGAUGGAGAACUGGUGGAUUGUGCGACUGUGGCGGUUGGGAUGUUGGUUGUCAACUACGCAUUCUCUCCAGUGAAAACAAACACCAGAAGAUUCCAUGGGUUUCUAAUACUUUCCUGACCUCAAAUCGUUUUGAACUUUUUGUUCAGGGAAAAACGAAACAGGAUAUGCCCAUCUUCAGCAUGGAACCAAUUGAGAAGGAAAAGUACUCUGUUGAAUUCAGUCCAUCAAUUUCUAUGUUACAAGCAUUCUUCAUUAGCGUCACUGUUUUAAGCUGUCAGAAACCAUCUGAUUUUGCUGAAGAGAGCAACGUCUUUGAAGAAAAAGUUCUCCAGGAAUCUACCAAUGGAAUUGGAAAUGAUGGAAUGAAGAAGAUACGCACGACUAUCUCUGGUGAAGCACCUGCAAAGUACACUCCAAGUCCACCGGUUUCACCUGUUGGAAGGGUCUAGCUGUUUGCCAGGGUAAUGUUGGUUCUUGGUGUCUUGCUGCUCUUCACAUAGCAAAAGAUUGCAGUGAUAGCAUCUUAAAAACUUUGUUCAUAUUAACACUUGCAUUUGAAAGAUAGAGAAUAGAUCUCAAACAGGGUUCUGGUAUAGCAGAAGUCAUUUGGUCAUCAUAGUUUUGUAUCAGUUAAUCUCGCAUUACUGAUAUCAUCCCUUGUAUAAAGAAAAUAAUGCUACCAUUUAUAGAGAUCCGAAAUUACAGAAA